Populus euphratica (Euphrates poplar) is the source of this 2289-nucleotide messenger RNA. Its product is annotated as sugar transporter ERD6-like 7. Gene Ontology annotation, biological process: carbohydrate transport; transmembrane transport. Lineage: Eukaryota; Viridiplantae; Streptophyta; Magnoliopsida; Malpighiales; Salicaceae. The coding region runs from base 609 to 2045 and encodes 478 amino acids. Gene Ontology annotation, molecular function: sugar transmembrane transporter activity. The record is from RefSeq and is a predicted model, not a curated record. Gene Ontology annotation, cellular component: membrane. The transcript has 18 exons.
AAGAAUGUGACUAACAAGAAGCCGUCCGUCUGAAUUGGAAAAUAUGCGAGAAAUCCACCCCUUUCUUAACUGAGUUUUUAUCCAUUUCCUAUUUCGAUUCCCAUCCAUUUUCACUCAUAGUAUCUAUUCAUGAGUUGUCUGGCUAUUUAAUGCAAAAACGAAACAAAGAAACACAUCAUCCCUUUUACUUCGUAUCCAUCCCUCCAACCAAGCAUACCUACAGGCUCUGCCAUGUCCAUGUGAACUCAGGGGCAAUACCAUUUAAUUAUUUGAUUAUGAAGCACAUGGAAAUCUAGACUUACUUGUCUAGUAAAAAUAACAGUUGCUUCUGAUGGGUAUAUCAAGUCAAGAACGCUGUUGUGGUGGGACAAGUGUGACUGAAUAUUGAAGCUUUGAGCACAGCGUACGUGGUUGAGAAUUAUUACUUUUUGGGAGCAUAUUUAAGGAAAAUUUAAAAAAGAAAAGAGAGAAAGAAAGAAAGAAAGAAAGAAAAACGUAUCUCUUUCUUUUAUUUCUCACAUCCAUCACUGAUCUAAAAAGCAUUCCUUCACAGACUCUCUCUUUGCCAUCUCCAGGCUGCGCAGAUUCUGACUGAAAGGUGUGAAGGCAUGGGAAUCCAAGAGGACCUAGAGCAGUGUAAGAAUCGUGCUGAGCAUGAAGACGUAAGAGAACCACUCAUGGACGAACAAGAUGGGUCUUUUGCUCAGAGUAGCAGCAAAGAAAGUGCUCGGAUGGUUUACCUCAGCACUUUUGUUGCAGUCUGUGGCUCUUUCGCAUUUGGCUCAUGUGCAGGCUAUUCAUCACCCACAGAAAAUGCUGUCAGGGAAGAUCUCUCUCUAUCUCUAGCAGAGUAUUCCGUGUUUGGUUCAAUAUUGACAUUCGGUGCAAUGAUUGGUGCAAUCACAAGUGGGCCCAUCGCUGAUUUAAUUGGUCGGAAAGGGGCGCUGAGAGUGGCUACCAGCUUCUGUGUUGCCGGAUGGCUAGCCAUCUACUUUGCUCAGGGGGUUCUGGCGCUGGACCUCGGGAGACUGGCAACAGGUUAUGGAAUGGGAGUCUUUUCUUAUGUGGUACCUGUUUUUAUUGCUGAAAUUGCACCCAAGAGUCUUAGAGGAGCACUAACAACUACAAAUCAGCUUAUGAUCUGCGGUGGAGUGUCUGUUGCAUUCAUUAUAGGAACCGUACUGACAUGGAGGGCCUUGGCAUUGACUGGGCUUGUUCCUUGUGCAAUUCUGGUUUUUGGCCUGUUUCUGAUUCCCGAAUCUCCCAGAUGGCUGGCAAAGAGAGGACGUGAAGAUGAGUUUCAAACAGCUCUACAAAAGCUUCGUGGCAAGGAAGCUGAUAUAUCUCAGGAGGCAACUGAAAUCAAGGAGUACAUAGAAACUCUUGAACGGCUCCCAAAAGCCAGAUUCCUAGAUUUGUUUCAAAGAAGAUACCUCCGCUCAGUCAUUAUAGGAGUAGGACUGAUGGUCUUUCAACAAUUUGGAGGAAUCAAUGGGGUCUGCUUUUAUGUCAGCAAUAUUUUUGAGUCAGCAGGAUUUUCUCCCAGUCUUGGAACCAUAAUCUAUGCCAUUCUUCAGGUUGUGGUUACCGCCCUCAACACAACCGUCAUAGAUAAAGCUGGAAGAAAGCCUCUAUUACUGGUUUCUGCAUCAGGACUGAUUCUUGGCUGUAUAAUAACUGCGACUGCAUUCUAUCUAAAGGUUAAUGAAUUGGCAAUCAAAUCAGUCCCGGCACUUACUUUAAUUGGCAUACUGCUUUAUAUCGGCUCAUUUUCAGCAGGAAUGGGUGCAGUUCCGUGGGUAAUAAUGUCUGAGAUAUUUCCAAUAAAUAUUAAGGGAGUAGCUGGAAGCUUAGCAACACUUGUGAACUGGUUUGGUGCAUGGGCGGUUUCCUACACUUACAACUACCUUAUGUCCUGGAGCUCCUAUGGUACCUUCAUUCUUUAUGCUGCAAUCAACGCGCUGGCUAUAGUGUUUGUGGUCACGGUGGUACCAGAAACGAAAGGGAGAACUCUGGAGCAAAUCCAAGCAGCUAUUAAUGCAUAGAGAAAUAGACAGGAAAUAAAGACCCUUACCCAGAUAUGAUCUACUCUGACGGACCAUUUACCCCUUUUGAGGGCAACCACAGGAAAUUUUGGAAAAUACUUCCUAGCAUGAAGCAUGAUGCUUUUCACAUAAACAACUCAGCAUCUUCUGUGAUUUUGUAUUCAAGACUGCUUCUUCUUUUUUCGUUUUUGCCCCCCUCUUUUCACUCAGUAAAUUAUGAACAGAACAUCAACCGUAAAUAUAU